AUGCCUUUAUGUGAAAAAUGUUUGCAAGGCUAUUGGGCAUUUCCAGAAUGUAGAGAAUGUGAUUGUCAACAAAGUGGAACUACAGAUGAUGUUUGUGAUGAUAGAACUUCAAGAUGUCUUUGCAAAAAGAAUUUAUUAAGUGGAGGUCGUUGUGAUCGUUGUAGACCUGGAACUUUUGAUCUUCGAAAAUCUGACCCUGAUGGAUGUUCUGAAUGUUUCUGUUUUCGAGUAACAGAUCGUUGUCGUUCGUCAAAUUGGCCAAUUCGAGGACUUAGAGUUUCUGAUAAAGAUUGGAAAGUAGAUGAUCCAAAUGGGACAGUUUUGAGUGAUGAAUUUGGAAGAAUUAUUUAUGAGGCUGGAAAAGAAUUUAAUGAAGGAGAAAAGGAAGAAAAACAAACUUCAGUUUAUUUUGAAGUAGAUUUACAGCCUGGAGUUGAUUAUACACGAAUGUACGGAUUACAUCUCUCUUUUGCUAUUUCAAGCUUCCCAAGAGAUGAUAGACCAAGACCAAAUAUGAAGGCUGACGUUCGUUUGAUUGCUGGAAAUACAGUACUUGAGUAUUGGGCAACAGAGCAACCAAGAAAUGCCAGUCAACGCUUCAAUGUUGUUGUAACUCUUUUUCCAGAAUUUUGGCUUGAAUUACAGGGAGUUCCAGCAAAUCGUGCUCAAUUAAUGUUAGCACUUCUUCGUCUUCAACGAAUUCAAGUUAAGGCAUCCUACUAUGAAAGACCGAGUAAAGCAAUUCUUGAACAUUUUCAACUGGAAAUGGCUGAUACUGGCGCUCCAACAACGGAUGAGAAUGGAAUAGAUAGACCAAUGGCAUCUUCUGUUGAAUUAUGUGAAUGUCCAUCAGCAUAUUCUGGUCCUUCAUGCCAAGAAUGUGCACCUGGUUAUUAUAGACUUCCAAUACAAUCUGGUCAAUUACUUGGAUCUUGUGUUCCUUGCAAAUGUAAUGGGCAUUCUGGAAGUUGUGAUCCUUCUACAGGAGUUUGUCUUAAUUGCCAACAUAAUACUGAGGGAGAACAUUGUGAAUAUUGCCGUGAAGGUUUUUAUGGAAAUGCAACAACUGGAAGUGCUGCUGCUUGUUUAAGGUUAGAAAAAAGGAUAAAAUGA
Meloidogyne enterolobii is the source of this 1113-nucleotide messenger RNA. The record is from the annotation of a GenBank genome assembly. Lineage: Eukaryota; Metazoa; Nematoda; Chromadorea; Rhabditida; Meloidogynidae.